AUGUCGAUUCUACAUCUCCCAGAACCACUGCCAUCAACAUCUAUUGCGCUCGGGCAAAUCACUACCAAUCCUCUAAGCGCUCCUUCCGACUCUAUCAACCCCUCAGUAGCUUCGGACUCCAUACAAAAGGCUGCCCGUUCGAAGAAAGAAGACGCAGAGUCCACUUCCCACAUCGCCCUGACCGACCCAUCGCAACUCUUCGACACCUUACGCAACGACACCAGCACACAAGGCUUUCUCCGCAAGCUAUCGCAACAAAACAAGCCAAUCUACUUCGUCACCGGCCUCCAAACUUCCAAAUCUCCAAGCCACAAGCGUGCGACCGUGUCACACGAGCCCAUAACCGAGGCUACGGAAACCCCGCAAACCCAAGUUCAACUACCCUUCCGACGGGUAGACUCGGCGUCCAACAUGACCUCUCCUGGCGAAGAAGGUUCAGUCGUCGCAGUCGAGCUGCUUAAAGUAAAAUGCCGCAUUGGCGCCGUGACUGAACCUCAUUGUAUUUCGGAUGUGGACUAUGUGUGGAGCUACCAUGCGCUUGAUGGUGAGGACGAGGAUUUGCAGUUAUCUAUUGGGCUGGGAAAACCGGUGGAGGAACGGGAAUGGAAGGCUUUGACAGGUGUACAAGAAAGACAAGAGGACAGAGACGCUGAUCGUAACUGGUCUUACGACUACGACAGCGAUGACGGUAUUGGUGGCUUCUGA
Molecule: messenger RNA, 705 nt
Organism: Alternaria ventricosa
Lineage: Eukaryota; Fungi; Ascomycota; Dothideomycetes; Pleosporales; Pleosporaceae
Exons: 1
Coding region: 1-705 (234 amino acids)
Source: RefSeq, a predicted model, not a curated record